CAUUCUUUGCAAGCGGUGAGAUGCUGAUUCAAUCUCUAGUAAUUUGAUUGUUUGAGGACAGGAUCAAAACAAACCGCUUCGUAACCGAACAAACAUGCGAACUGAAACACGGAAUACCCACCAGACAUAUGAUCUUCUUCAAUUAUAGUCUUGGAGGUACAUACUCAUCAUCCACAAACUUCACCCAUCUUUCUCUUCCACGAUGGCUACUUCCAGCACCAACCAAGCACAACUCGUCACCUUCCACCAAUGGGUGGCACGGAGGAUCCAGUCCUUUGACUUCGCUGCCCACCCCGUCACUUCAGCAGGAUGGACAUGGACACUCGACAGCGACCUUGAGAGCUACGUGAUCGACUACCUCGCUCACGGUAGAUCAGAAGCAGAAGUAACCGAGUGUCUUAGCUUCCGAAACCUCGUCCGAGAUGCUCCGUCUCCAUCGAGUAUGACCGCGGAACAUCGAGAAGAGAGAGAGAGACGACUGCUGUAUGGAAAAUCCCCAGAACCGUCUGAAACUAUCCAAACACUGAGUAUGGUCUUAGAUUCUCAAGUUACAACCGGACGGUAUUGGCAAGACCGCCUACAAGACGGCGAGUUGGCAGCUGGAAUUUCUCGAGACGACGUUGCACCGCUGCUUCAAGUACGAGAGUUGAUAGGGCGCAACUGUUGGAUCAUGCUCACGCUUAACAACAUGACCUUGCAUCAAACCCGAGAAUUAAAUGCUCAUAUCUUGAGACAGCAAGCCAUCUUGAUCAGAAUGCAACCGAUCAUCAACCAAAAUAGAAUGAACGAACUGGACCGGGCACUCCAACAGGCACUUCAAGAUCUCGAAGCCGACUACGAAGCCCCGCCAGAGCAGUUCACGCCAGAGUUCAUAGAAACGACUCGUCGACAGCUCGAAGCCAUUUACAGAGAGCAGCAAGAGCAGACUGAAUCGGGCAUACAGGAACAGUGUGAGGCCAGUAGACAGCCAAGACUCGUCGUCUGACGAAUCCGAAGAAGAGCAUUCAUCUAAUGAGCCCAGCACGACUCGAGCCAGAAACUCCUCACGUCAUGGCAAUGUCCCGGCUGCCACAAUAUGGAAUCAAGGCGAUGAUCCUCUCGUGGAAGUGCUGAGCGUGUCCAGUGACGAGGAUGAGGACAGCCAUGUUCAUUAUCGACCAGACUGGCACGAGCCUGGCAGCAUCCUAGGAGACAUCCCUUCAAGAUUUUCCCGAAGAUGAAUUUAAAUGCCAGUGACAAUAGGGUAACGUCUUAAUACUGUAUAAAUCCGGGCUCGAUAGCCCCUUAACUGCGAUUCGCCGCACAGCCUGUAAGCC
This is a messenger RNA of Cadophora gregata, 1316 nucleotides long. RefSeq lists its product as uncharacterized. The record is from RefSeq and is a predicted model, not a curated record. The transcript is spliced from 3 exons. The coding region runs from base 203 to 985 and encodes 260 amino acids. Lineage: Eukaryota; Fungi; Ascomycota; Leotiomycetes; Helotiales; Ploettnerulaceae.